Chenopodium quinoa (quinoa) is the source of this 1068-nucleotide messenger RNA. RefSeq lists its product as uncharacterized. Gene Ontology annotation, molecular function: catalytic activity. NCBI's taxonomy places the organism in Eukaryota, Viridiplantae, Streptophyta, Magnoliopsida, Caryophyllales, Amaranthaceae. The transcript has a single exon. The record is from RefSeq and is a predicted model, not a curated record. Bases 1 to 1068 code for a protein of 355 amino acids.
AUGAUUAAUCUUUGCACCUGGAAUGUUAGGGGUCUUAAUGACCCAGCUAAGGUAACUGAGGUUAAGAAUUUGAUAAAUACUCAUAAUAUCAAAGUAAUUGCUUUAUUUGAAACUAGAAUAAAACCUCAAAACUGUAGUAAAUAUGUUAAGAAGUUUGGGAGGCAUUGGCAAUGGGAAAUGAAUUAUUCUUGUUGUGACUGGGGUAGGAUUUGGUUAGGCUGGAAACCUAGCUUUGUUACUGUCUCUGUUUGCUCUGUUUCUACUCAAGUGAUUCAUUGUGAGAUCACUGAACAUGUUACUGGGAAUCCUUUUUUCUAUUCUGUUGUUUAUGGCCUGCAUUCUGUUGAUACUAGGAAACUUUUGUGGUCGGAUUUGGGCAACAUUGCUGACUCUGUGAACAAUCAUACUUGGUUGAUUUCGGGUGAUUUCAAUACUAUGUUGAAUCUUACUGAUAGAAUAAAUGGCUCUGCUGUCACUCUGCAUGAAAUUCUAGAUUUCUCUGAUUUUGUUACUGCUUAUGGUCUUACUGUUCUUAACAGUAUUGGCCAUUAUUUUUGUUGGCAUAAGGGUGGUGUUAGUAAUAGUACUGCUAGCAGAAUUGAUUGGUGUUUAGGGAAUUCUAAUUGGACGAUGACAAAAACUGAUGUUGUUACUGAGUAUUUGAAUCCUUCUACUUCUGAUCACAGUCCAAUCUUACUGUCGUGUAUUGAGAAUGUUGUUGGUGGUGGGAGACCCUUCAAAUUCUUUUAUUUUUUAGCUGAUCAUCAUAGCUUUAUGUCCAUCAUUGAGAAUUGUUGGAGUGCUGAAGUUAAGGGUACUCUUAUGUUUUCUGUCUGGUCUAGAUUGAAGAUGAUUAAGGAUAAGCUCAAAAACUUGCAUAAUGAGGAAUUCAAGGGUAUUCAUGAGAAAAUUGAUCUUGCUAGAAAUGAUCUGCAUGACAUUCAAACCCAAUUACAGUUUGACUAUUCUGAUGCUUCUCUUCUUCUGCAAGAAAGUGAUAAAGUUGCAGUUCUUAAGAAAUGGUUGAAUAUUAAUGAGUCAGCUUUGAGAAAAAAGUCUAGAAUUUAG